Messenger RNA from Tetrahymena thermophila SB210, 2433 nucleotides. Its product is annotated as C2 domain protein. The transcript has 10 exons. The record is from RefSeq and is a predicted model, not a curated record. Lineage: Eukaryota; Ciliophora; Oligohymenophorea; Hymenostomatida; Tetrahymenidae.
AUGAGUUAAGUAGAGGAAUUUUAGUUUCUAAAUGGUGAAAAAAUCAUUUUCUGCUAUGAUGGAAAAGAAGAAGCUGUAGAAUUAAAAAGCUUAUCAGAAUCAGGAUUAAUAAGAGAAAUUCUCAUAUAGCAUCCCCCAAUCUCUCCAUAAAAUCCAUUAACAGUAACACUUCCAAAAUGGGUAAGUCAAGAAGUCUUUAGCGUAUUCAACGACUACAUCAGAAAAAAAAAUUUAAAUUCAUGGGGUGAUCGUUCUAUAUAAUUGACUGACUAGACACUGUAGAGAUUGUUGUGGAUGGGCGAUUACUUUUAAAUAGAUGACUUCUAGUACAAAUGCAUAACAGAUGUGUUAAUUCCAAGGAUCAGAGUGAAUAAUUGUUUGCUCUUCUUAAACGAAGCGUUUAAGAAAUUAAAAGCAUGUGAAGAUAGCUGCGAUAUAUGGUACAUGCUACUAAAUACAGGAAUGAACUUUACAGCCAAAAAUCUUAUUCAUAUAUUCAAAAAUAACCCUUAGGAACUAAAUAAAAUAAAUAAUAAAAUUAUGGAAGAAAUAAUAGAGAGAUCACUUAAGUAUUUCAAAAAAAAGCAAAAUUUUGAUUAUAAAGAUAUGGUCGAUGUGAUCCUCUAUAUACGUAAUGUUUAGGAUUGCUUUGAGUUACUUUUUGUUUAGAGAAAGAAUAUAAUAAAUAGGCGCAUUAAUUAUUAAAAUCACCCUAGCAUAAGCUGGAAGCUUUCUAAUAUAAGUUCAAUAAUUAAUAAAGAAACAAAUCCUUUUAAAUUCAAUGAAUACUAAUGGAAGUUAGUUGCAAAAAUGGAGGAUGAUAAAAUUACUGGAAAAAUUUUAAGAAUUUAUUUAAAAUUAGAAUCAAGUAUUUAGAGCAGCUCGGCUAAUAGUCAAUCAGGAUAAAACGGAUCUAAAUCUCGACAAAAAGCAGUAGAAGCAGAAUCUGCAAGUGCAGCUGCCAGUAGCGAUAAUGAUCCUUCGAAAGAUCCUUUCAAGAAAAUUAUAGCUAUUUACUUUUUACUAAAAUUAAAUGAUAAAGAAUACUCUACAAGCUUCAAUAUUAAGCACAUAAUUAUAGAAAGAGCACCUUAAAUUUUGUUGUGUGAGUUUGAAGGCUAGUAGCUAAAAUCAUUUGAAAACAAGAAGUUAGAAUUCACUGUUUAUUUGAACACUGAUUACAUUUAUUCACUCUUGUUAAAUUAUAUUGCAAAAUCAAUUGAAUCAUUUACAAGUAACCCUAAUUUUAACAUGAUGUCAGAGGACGACAUAGUCGCUAUAGUAAAAUCUCUACCUUUUACUCCAACUCAUUAAGAAAGAGCUUUCCAGAUAGCCUAAGUAAUAGUAUCUUAGUAAAAUAAUCCCAUCACUAACGUUGUAGAGCUUUUCAAAGCGAUAGAUUAUAAUUCGAUUUCUCUUUAAAGCUUAAACAACUUUUAAAAUUAGAAGAAAUUUAGAAUUACACCAGAGCUAAAAAAAUUUAUGGAUGGAGAAUUAAACAAAAAAGUUAAUGGAGGUUCUUCAAGUAAACAACAGAUAUCUUCUUCUUCUAAUAUUAACCUUGACACAACAAGCUUGAGAGAUUAAAGCAAUGCCGAAGUUUUCUAGAAUCCAAACGCAUUCGAAAUCCAAAAAAGAGACACAGAAGGACCAGCUGAUUCUGACGGUUUUACUUUCAACAGACCAGAAAAUAAUUUCAGACAAUAUAUGCAGAGAAACGACUCUUAAGAUAUUCGUAAAAAAACUUUAAGCCAAGAUUAAUUUGGAAUAAGAAGAAAUAUUAGUGAAGACUAAAACUCAAACUUGUACAACUUUUCAUAAACUCCAUCAGGCUUUGGGUUUGGAUAAGAAAGGUCAGGUUCUUAAUAAGACAUGCCAAUAAAUAAACUUGAUAAACUAAAGAAAACUCCUUCAACAAAUAAUUCUAUCCCUGAAAGUCUAGGAUCUCCUUUCCCACCUACAUACACGAUGGGUUCUGAUAAUAAAUCAAUGUCUUAAUUAUAAAAUAGCAAUUUCAACAGUAGCCAAAAAAUGCAAUUAUUAGGAUCUCCAAGUGUGAAUGUUUAAAAUAAUAAAAUAGGCCCCUUUAUUCAACCAAAUCUGCAAAAUUAAAGUUAGAUAAGUUAAUAGAACAAUUCCAUGAAUUUCAUAAAAAGCCCCCAACAACAAUCUGUGUAAGCUAACUCUCAUGGAUCUCCUUAAAUGUAGUAAUUAAUAGGAUCAUAGAAUAUCUUAGGUGGAUCAGCAUUUAAAUAAAAUUAAAUUCAACCUCCACAUAGACCAUCAUCUUCAUAAUAGUAAUCAUAAGAUCAAAACCCUUAAAAUUUUGAAAAAGAAAGUAGAAAAAGAUAGCUAUUUAAUGAGUUAGAUUUAAAGAAAUAUGUUCUCAAUUAAAAUUUACUAAAUGAACUUUAAGAUAUUUCUAUUUUUUGA